Messenger RNA from Suillus paluster, 382 nucleotides. RefSeq lists its product as uncharacterized. Bases 53 to 211 code for a protein of 52 amino acids. NCBI's taxonomy places the organism in Eukaryota, Fungi, Basidiomycota, Agaricomycetes, Boletales, Suillaceae. The record is from RefSeq and is a predicted model, not a curated record. The transcript has a single exon.
GUUCUUCUUCGUCAUCGGCGUCACUGGGCGCAACGGUGUGUCUGCUCUAGACAUGUGGCUCACACCGGCGGGGCGGAUAAUUUUUGACGUCGUUGAACGACCAUACCAGUCUGGCAGCGCCGCCUGGACUCGAAGUGGCUUAUAUUAUCUACGGCAAACCGACCGAGGGGACUACACGAGCAUCAGGAAACGGUUCAAUACCUGUGCGUGAGGAGUACGCCGGUGAUAAUUUUGGUGGAUUUUUGAUCCUACGCAAUCUAUUUUUAUCGUUACUAGUAGGAAUGAGCCAACUUGCUCGCACGUACCACUCGUCGGCGCAUUGUUUCUUUCAGGUUGGAGGGAAUUAUGAAAGCGAUGCGUUCAUUUUGCACAUUCAAUGACU